This is a messenger RNA of Aspergillus aculeatinus CBS 121060, 1998 nucleotides long. RefSeq lists its product as uncharacterized. Gene Ontology annotation, molecular function: DNA-binding transcription factor activity, RNA polymerase II-specific; zinc ion binding; RNA polymerase II cis-regulatory region sequence-specific DNA binding. The record is from RefSeq and is a predicted model, not a curated record. The transcript has a single exon. Gene Ontology annotation, cellular component: chromatin. The annotation marks the transcript as partial. Gene Ontology annotation, biological process: DNA-templated transcription; regulation of transcription by RNA polymerase II. Lineage: Eukaryota; Fungi; Ascomycota; Eurotiomycetes; Eurotiales; Aspergillaceae.
CCACUCAGCACGCUGCAUACAGCAUGGCCAGAACCAACCAGCAAUUUCGGGGACUUUGCUUUCUUCAUCGACAGUAUGGCGAUGCCGUACGGAAACAUGAACCCAGCGCUAUCGAUAGAGCAACCUAUCUUGCCCUUCUCAUCAACUUCGCUCUUCUCCGAUGUCCCCCAGACUCAAUCGUCGCAGCCGAACGCCGAUAUGCCCCAGCCUGUGGGGGCCGAUCCACCAGCGCCGCGUUUGUUUGAUGACUUCACCUCCACGCUCCCCUCCUUCGACCCUCCUCCUAAGUCCAGUGCGGAGCCAUGGAAAGUCACUCAGGAAGUCUGGGAUCAUUUUCUCACGCAGAUCCAGAGCUUUGCGGCGCUACUUCCUCCGCAAUUCUUUCUUCCAUCCCGCCACACGAUGACUCGCUAUAUCACCACUUACUUCACCGGCUUUCACCGACACCUACCCUUUCUCCAUAUCCCGUCGUUCUCGCCCAUCAAGUGUCCAGUGGAGCUGGUGUUAGCCAUGGCGACUAUUGGCGCGCAGUCAGCCUUCGAUCACGCCAACGCCAUCAUGUUUUAUCGGACCUCCCUGGCUAUCGUCCAGGAGCGGCUGCACCGUAGAAAGACCCAGCGACGGGAUCAGUGUUUUCCUGCGCCAGCAAGUCAUCCUACUGAGCCACAAACGAGUCCAUUCGACCCGCUACCCCCUGCACAAACGCUACUCAUACUCAUGGCGAUGGCAACCUGGGGCAACUCUCACGCCAUCUUCAACGAAGCUGUCGGAUUGCAAAACACUCUCGCCAACUACAUCCGCGAUGAAAAGCUAUUGGCGCCCCCGCCUCCACAAGACCCAUCGUGGGCUUCCUGGGUCCAAGCCGAAGGCAUGAAUCGCACCAUCACCAUAAUCUUCUGCUUCUUUGUCUUCCACACCAUUGUGUAUGACACCCCGCCCGCGAUCCUGAACUGCGAACUCCAAACCCGUCUCCCCUGCCGUGAGUCUGCGUGGGAAGCCCCAACCCAGGCAGACUGGAUCGAAGCCCGCAAGAGCCUAUCUGCAGAGCCCACCUUCCAAUCCGCAUUCUCCCGCCUCUUCACCGAGCAGCAGCCCACCUCCAGCUUAACGCCUUACUACUCGCUCGGCGGAUACACACUAAUCCUCGCCAUAAUCCAACACAUCUACUUCCUUCGCGCCACCAAUCACCACCGGCAGCAGAGCGAAGGCUGCCUCAGCCCCAGCAGGACAACAACGAUACCCCCGCCAGGCAUCGCGGCCGUCGAGCAGGCCCUCAAAAACUGGCAGCUGGGCUGGUCCCGCGACCCGGAAUCGUUCCUGGGGCCCGGCGGGCCCAGCGGGCCGAUCUCCUUCAACGCGACCGCGCUCCUCCGCAUGGCGUACAUCCGGUUAAGCAUCGACGUGGGGCCGUGGCGCGCCCUUACCGCCCACGAUCCUCGUGAGAUUGCGGCGUCGAUGUACGCCUACUACCGCGGGCACUACCACCGCGCCGUCCACCACCGGCUCACCCGCACGGUCCUCUACUCCGCCCACGCCCUCAGCAUUCCCGUCAAGAUCGGCGUGAACAUCGUGGCGCGGAACCAGGCGUUCGCGUGGUCGCUCCAGCAUGCGCUCUGCGCGCUCGAGUGCGCUUUUGUCACCAGUCAGUGGUUGAUGGCGAUGGAGACGCGGCGGCGGCGGCGACGGGAUUCCAACCCGACGCUCAAUUUGGCCGAUGAGGAGCGUGAUGAGCAGGUUCCGAGAGAUCGAGGCAAUAAUAAUCAUCAGGAGAGGGAGGAGGAGGAGCGGUUACUGGCGUACAUCAAGGACAUGGUGGCGGAAGCGGAUCCCACCGGCGAAAUGGCGGCGAGUGGGGGUCGCAGCAGUUCCCCGCAGGUGGAUCUCUGCAUUCACGUCCUCAAAAUCUGGCACAAGCUGUUGAGUGGAGACGCGGUGUGGGAUGUAGUCCGCUUGAUUGGACGAGUGUUGGAAGCCUAUUGGAGGAUUCUGGAGGGAGAG